Messenger RNA from Lodderomyces margitis, 7980 nucleotides. RefSeq names its product 1-phosphatidylinositol-3-phosphate 5-kinase (gene FAB1). NCBI's taxonomy places the organism in Eukaryota, Fungi, Ascomycota, Pichiomycetes, Serinales, Debaryomycetaceae. Gene Ontology annotation, biological process: phosphatidylinositol phosphate biosynthetic process. The record is from RefSeq and is a predicted model, not a curated record. The coding region runs from base 1 to 7980 and encodes 2659 amino acids. The transcript has a single exon. Gene Ontology annotation, cellular component: endosome membrane; fungal-type vacuole membrane. Gene Ontology annotation, molecular function: ATP binding; metal ion binding; 1-phosphatidylinositol-3-phosphate 5-kinase activity.
AUGGUCCAAAAGGAUAUACAGGGAGAUAAAUUUGACGUGUCAAGUCAAAUGACGCCUCAGGAAUCAUCCCCCAGGAUGUACUACAAUCCAAACAAUAGCGACGAUGAAGAACCAAGCGCAUCUACUCCAAGAAAGGAGGAUUUCGUGUCAUUUCCAACUUUAGCAGAACCGGAACUGCAAAACAAUAAAUCACUUUCAGGGAUAAUUACAAAGACGUUAAGAAAGGUAACUAACAAUGCCACCAAUUUAGUUCAGAACUAUGCAGUGAACCUUGAAUCACCAAAACAAUAUCUCGAGGGUGGUACUCAAGAUACAAAAUCGCAAUCCACUACCACAACACAACAGCUGAAGGAUCUACUUGGAGCGCCAUUGGUCGCACAUAAUGUCAAUGAAGCUGGCACAAGCUUUACUUCUAAAGUUGAUGUUUCCCCUACGGAGAGAGAAUCUAAAGAUAUUCCCAUUAACGCAGAGUCUGAUACGUUUAGUGCGAGGUCGGAAAGAAAAGGAUCUGAAUCCUCAAACCUUGCGGGCCAAUCACCAAGACUGCGCAUAGGCCGGAAACCUGUUGUUCCAGUCAACGACGAGGCACCGAAACAGAUUACUGAUCGACCAACCUUAGUCGAAGCUCAAUCAAACCAUACGUUGUCACAAGCGGCGAAAAAACACAAUUCUCAUAACCAGUUCAUUGAAGCUCAACAUGGAACCACAGGAGUUGCCAAUGAUGUACAGCAGCAAAUAUCGAAACCUAAACCAACCACAUCGCUGAACCCAUCCUUAAGUUUUUAUAAAGUGCGUCAAUUAAUAGAUGAGGAAAGGGCAGCACCUCGAGUAACGUCUGACAACAGGUCCCUACGACUUUCAACAAUGCCUUUUCUUCAUUCACAAUCCUUGAGUCCCAGGGCAACAAGUUCUGUCGUUAGUAUCAAUGCAUUGGCUACUGUUGAAACAUUGGACACAGAUCAACAUCUCCAAAGUUCCAUCCCUCAAGGUGAUCGUAAAACCAGUGAUAAGAAAGCAAAGGGAAAGUCUUUGGGCAAGAAGAUAUCAACUCUUUUCAACAACCUUCCGAAUGAUAUUGAAGUAUCCGAUGAUUCUGCAUCAGAUCUUGAAUCUAUUCAGGAAAGUGAACUGGCUGAUCUGAGAGUAAAAGGAAAUGGAAUUGAGUACGGUUCCAAUGCUAUCCUACCCGGAGCGAAUACUAACAUAAUCAAUGGAAAGCCAGUUCCGUACGAGAUAGGGGUAUUGCAUGGUGAUUCAAUCGCAAAAUCAUCCCCAAUCAAAGCUGAAAACACCACAAAAACGACGCUCUCCACAUAUUCUGGGGAUUCACCAACGGUAUCGUCAUUUCAAGCGAUACAAAAUAAAGACCAUCAUGCUUCUAGAAAGAGAUCACAGAACUUCCCUUCAAUAAUGCUCGACAAUGCCAAAACUAUUAUAAACCAAAAUUUAGGAGCAGUUACAUCGUCUGCAUCCUCGAUAGUGGGGAAACAAAAAAAGAAAAAACCCACUAAAAUCUCACAGAAUCCUUUGAAGAAUGGUGGUAUACCUAAGAAAUACUGGAUGGAUGAUGCAUUUGUUGCCGAUUGUUUGAAUUGUUUUAAGCCAUUUACAGCAUUCAGAAGAAAACAUCAUUGUCGAUUUUGUGGGCAAAUAUUCUGUUCGGACUGUACUUUAUUUAUCUCAUACACACAGCAUAGAGAUCAACGAAACAAUGUCGCUGAUAUAAAACGACCUUACCAUGAUAAGUUGAGAGUUUGUAAGCCAUGCUACAGUGAUGUCAUAAUCUACCUUAGUGAUGAUUCUUCUGAAUCUGAAACAGAGGAGGAAGCUGAUAAAACCGCCGAAGAGCUUAAUCAUCCCAAGUCUCGAAAUGAAGAUUUGCUAGUACCGAAUCACCCCCUUUCUCGAGUUCGCUCACUUUCGACAACAUCAUAUCGUGAUAGCUUCAGCAAUAAUGACACUAGUCAAGGCUCAGUCAUAACUGAUCCGAAGGUUAGAGAUAGUGCUUCCGUUAAUUCUCAGUCACCGUCCCGCAAGCAUAGUCAACAUAUAUAUCCUGACGAGUCCAUAAAAACCAAUCCAAAACAAGCACCUCGCAUGGCCAUCCCAACAACGCGUACCGGCGAAUCCAUUGAGAUUCCAUUGAUGAGAAACUCCUUGAGCAAUGCUCUGGUGGCUCGAGGACCAAUAAACAAGUACGGCUCCAGUAGCAAGCUUGAAAUUGUCGAUCAGAGUAGUGCUCCAAAUUCGUUGCAUUUUAACCUACCUGGGCAUCAUCAACUAGCAAUUUUUCAUAAUCAUCAGACACCUAAUUUUGGUCAAACCCCAUAUGACGUGUUGAAUAGUAACAAGGCUUGGUUAAAGAACUCUGGAGGAUUUCUCGGACUGGAUGCAGAUACCAGUCGUAACCUCGAUUGUCAAAGCCCUGUCUACAACAACCUCGUGUCGAAAAAACCGUCAUUGAAACUAAAGAUAGCUCAUUCAUUUAGGCGUGAUAAGGGUCAUGGGUUUUUUGAACGUACAGAUGACGAUGAUGCAGAUGUCGAAGGUAGCAGCAGCAGUGAGAGUGAUGAUGAGAUGCAUCCCCUUAGAGGGUUCAGAAAUGACGACAGCGAAGGGGAAGAAGACGAACGCGCCAUGUCGAUAUAUUCGGCACUCAAUGAUCACCACGUUUAUGGAUCAACUCCCUUGGGCCGAAAUUCGGGUCAUAUGUUUGGGCCAGGCGCUGCUGCUUCUGCUGCUGCUGGCGCUACCGCUGUACCAACAUUGGGGGAAUUUCCUGGUAUUAAAACGUUCUUCUCUGAAGUCCAUAACAACUUCCCAUAUUCAGAUAUCAUCAAGAAAAAUAACAUUGGCAUUACUGAUGCCACACGACCGGAAAAUUUGAGAUCGCGUGCUAGGGCAAACGCUUCAAUUCAGCGUAUGCGGUCAAGAAGACAAACCAGGGGUGGGCGUAACGUUCUGAUAUUGACGCAAAAUAACAUUCGCUUGCCCAGUUUGGGAUCCACUGUCAACCGAUCAAGCACAGCUGUUCAGCUUACUCCAAUUUCUUCUCCUACAUCUCCUUUGCCAGACGGAUCCACUCGUUCUAAUUUGACUACAGCUAUAUCGAACACUCCCGCUAAUGAGUCAUAUUUAGAAACGCAAAGUGAUGGUUAUGAUCAAACAGAAACAGAAUUGUCUCCAAUUGGUCACCAAGUUUCUAGCAGCACAGCGUUGGAUCAUGAUUAUGAGAACUCGGAUUAUUUCACAUACAAUAACCAUAACGGCGCCAGAGGUAGUGCUGGAGAUACCGAGUCGAAUAAUUACAGCGAAGAAUACUUGAGACUUGAUACGUUGUAUGACGACACCUUGACUGAUGUUUUGCGACAAUCACUAAUAGACUGUGGCAUAAAAGACAAUUUCGAGAGAUGGAUGUCUGUGCUUCCAAACGUAUUGACAGAGGUAAACAAGCUCAAAUUAUCCGACACUUUGGACAUAAGACAGUAUGUCAAACUCAAGAAGGUUUUAGGUGGGAAAAUAGAGCAAACAGAAAUUAUCGAUGGACUAUUUAUCACGAAAGAUGUUGAUAGUAAGAAAAUGCGGUCUGAAAUAGAUAAACCAUUGAUCGCGCUACUUAUGUUUCCAGUCGAAUAUUUGAAAGAUCGUGAGCAAUUUAUUAGCUUGCGUAUUAUCCAUGCCCAACAAUCGGUUUAUAUCACGAAUUUGGUAUCUAAGCUUAUUUCUUUGUCGCCCGAUGUUAUUGUUGUUGGAGAUACAGUAUGUGGUUUAGCAAUCAAACUUCUUGAAGAAGCAGGUAUUACCGUCAUAUCCAAUGUCAAGCCACAAGUGAUUGAAAGGAUUUCGCGAUAUACAAAUGCAGAUAUUUUCCAGUCUGUGAAUGAUUUAUUUUUCAAAAAGGGUAAUUUGGGUGUAUGUGAAAAGUUCGAGGUUAAGCGGUUCAAGUACGAGAACAUUAUCAAAAGCUUUGUCUUCUUUACUGGAGUUGACACGCUGUUGGGAUUCACUAUUUUAUUGAGAGGAGGGAAUGAAGGAUUGUUAGAUAAUGUCAAGUAUACCGCUGAGGUUCUUAUUCAUGGUUAUCUUAGUGCGCGGUAUGAAAAGAGUCUCUUGAGAAAUUUGCUUUUGACUUGCACAAAGGUUUCCCUGGAACAGUCAUUGGAAGGCAUUGAUAACAAAAUUAUGUCUCUAACGACAGAACACAUGUGGUCUCACGUGGAGCUAGUGUUGGAUAAACAGGAGGUGAUUUCAUACAUUGAGUCUUUUGAGACACGGAAAUUGAGCCUAACGCCGUCGGUGCAGUACAAUUUACCGACAACGUUGGCCAAAGCUGUGGAUUCCUACUAUAAAUACUUUCAAAGUUAUAAACUUAAUGAAAUGAUUCAAUCGGUUACGAGUUUAGAGCAAAUUGAUCUGAGAUGGAAGGAUGAGUUAGGAAUCAAACUCAGUGUUGAGACAUUACCAGGUGAAGGCAAGGACUUUAUCAGGGUCUUAAAAUGUGCAAGUGAGACUCAAUUAAAACUUUUACUCGACGAGUAUCAGUCUCGAGCUCGUACUUGGUCAAAUUGUUUAAAGUAUCCGUCAUAUCAAUUGUAUCCAAUUUUCCAUCGCAAUAUUCAUAUUUUGCAUUCAACUGUUUCCAUCAAACACGCAACCCCUUGCGCAGGACCAGUCAUUGUGGUGGUUGACUAUUAUACAGAAAAUGAUAAAUGUUUGGGAUUGUUUCUUGAUCAAAUCUUUUCCGAUAGUUUCAAAACGUGUAAUGAAUGUGGAGAAUUGUCGCUUGACCAUUACAAGACAUAUGCCCAUGGCAAUGCCAAGAUUGAUUUAAUCACUGAAAAGUACGACAUUAGGUUUAACGGCGGUAACCAUGAAUCACAAGGUAAAAACCAAAGAGUGAUGUGGAGUUAUUGCAAGGAAUGUAAUUACGUGACCCCAAUAAUGGCAAUGAGUGACGAUACUUACUACUUAUCAAUUGGCAAAUUUUUUGAAUUAAACUUUUAUGGUCGAAAUGUCUAUGGUGGAUGCGAGCACGAUUAUUUCCAAAACUAUGUCAAAUGUUUUGGGUUUAACGAUUUAGUGAUCAAGUUAGAAUAUUCAAGGAUUGACAAUUACGAGAUUGUCGUUCCAAAGAAGCAACUUGAGUUUAUUUCGGACAUCAAUAUAACGCUAAAAGUGGACUCUUUUAAAUCCAUCAAGUCCAAGGCGGAGGCUUUUUUUGAGUCAGUAUUGAAACGCUUGCGUAGGGUCAAAUUGGAUACAUUUGUCAAGGCUGAAGAUGGAACCAAAAAAAUCGCAGAGAUGAAGGAUAAGUUAGCUGAAGAUGCAAAUGCCAUAUAUAACAAGUUGCAAAAGAAGUACGAUGAAAUCAGUGUCACCAGUUAUCUCGAACUAAAUUCAAUAUUUAAAGAUUUGCAAGUGUUGGGUAUAUUGUGGGAUAUUGAAUUCCAGGACUUUGAGAAGAAAUACUUGCCCAAUGAAAGUGAAGUUAAUAAAAUCACCCAGUUUCAUUUGCGUAAGUUUCUCAUGGACAAGUACAACGUGAAUGAUAAUGACAAGAAUGACUCAAAUGAUGCCGCUGGCUCGCCGGUAAAUGAAAAGGGUAGCGGUAAUGUCAAUAAUGAGGACGACAAUGUACAAUUGGCUGACACUUUGGGAGGUCCUGAAAGGGGAGAUAACGCCAAUCAGAAUAGAGUUUUAGAUACUGAGCAGGGACCAGUAGAGGGGGCUGCACGCAAAAUUGAGAAACUAUCAGAAGCACGGGAUGAUAAUGCAGAUGUAACCGCUGCCGCCAAGGCUAAGCCCAAUACAAAUGAUGAGUCUCACGAUGAAGAUAUGCGUCCUCCAAUCGGGCCACUAAAUUCGACUGAUAAAUUGCCUGUAUUUACUCCUCGUAAGCCAAGGGCCGUUUCAAAUGAACACCUAGAGCCAGACACAUUAAUUGAAUCGAAAAUGUUUCCCAAGCCUUCAUUGUAUGAGCCAAAGACAAACAUAUCAGAGAGAAUCAGUAAAUGGGAAGAAACUGCCGCUGAAAAAGCACUCCAACAAGCCAUGCCAUUAAGUCAUCGAGGCUCAGACAGUUCUUUGAAAUCCGUAAACAAUGUGAUCCCGUCGCAAAAUAAGGUCAUUCAUUUAGCCAAUUUUUUUGACAAGAUGUAUUAUGAUCAAAUCUCAUUGGAGUUUUCGAAACAACGAGAAUUUGAAUUGAAAAAGAGAAGCAAGAUCAAGGCUCAUCCUAUAUUGGACAGUAAGCCAAUUGUUGAAAUUUACAACAAAAUUGAGGAUGUGGUGGGAAGUUCAGAAAAUGAGGAGAAAAGGAGUGCCAGCAAUAACAACAAUGUUGAGACAAAAACAGUGGAAAUCAAGGAUACUUCUGCUCCAAUCGGCCAGCAACCAGAGCAAGUUCCUAAGCAGAUUGAUAUACCUGAAAAGCAAUCUUUGUUGAAGUCAUUGACCAAUUUUUGGGCUGAUCGUUCAGCUACUUUAUGGGAUCCAUUGGCAUACCCAUUGGAUAAUCAUGAGCAUACUUUUGCUGAUAGUGAUGUGAUUGUGAGAGAAGAUGAGCCAAGUUCAUUAGUUGCCUUUUGUUUAAGCUCAAGUGAUUACAAGCAAAAGCUUAAACAUUCUUUUGAAAAGAUUGAUGGUGAUGGUGAUGGCAACGCUGGUGACAAGGUGAAACUGGGCAAGAAAGAGGAGACUCGUGGUGAUAGCGGAGAUGUAUUGGUGUCUCAACAUCAAGAUGCACAGAACAAGUUGAGUUCGUUUGUGGAUGAACGUCAAGCCAAGUAUAAACAGCAACAGCAACAAGAAAGUCAACAACAACAACAGCAGCAACAACAACAGCAGCAGCAACAACAACAACAAGAACAUCAACAGCAGACGCCGCAACAGCAGACACAAGAACCAGAAAGUGGCAAUGACGAAACUGAAACUGAUUAUGACAAUAAAAAUGAAUCUGGGUACAAGACUGAUUUCAGCUUUGGAUUAAACACCGAUAACAAAAAGAAGAAUGCCCAGUUUGCUAAAAUUGAACGUAAAUUCAAGCAAAAGACAUCGCGCGAUGGCGAUGGUAAAAUCAGCCAAUUGGAAACAAUAUUAAGCAAGACUAGAUCCAAUCAUUUAAAGUAUCAAUUUAGUGAUGGCAGCACCAAUUUAUCGUGUAAAAUCUUUUACAGUGAACAAUUUGAGGCAUUACGUCGAGGAUGUGGUGUUGAUAAUUACUGUUUCAUACAGUCUUUGAGCCGAUGUGUUAAAUGGCAUUCAAGUGGAGGUAAAAGUGGAUCGAGUUUCCUAAAGACGUUGGAUAAUCGAUAUAUUGUUAAAGAGUUGAGCAAGACUGAAUUGGAAUCAUUUGUUGCCAUUGCGCCGUUUUACUUCAAAUACAUUAGUCAAUCAAUGUUUAACACUCUAACCACAGCCAUUGCCAAAAUAUUUGGGUUUUAUCAAGUUGAAAUCAAAAACAGUUCCAAUGGUAAGUUGUUCAAAAUGGAUUUCCUAAUUAUGGAGAACUUAUUCUACAAUCACAAAACAACGAGAAUAUUUGAUUUAAAAGGAUCAAUGAGAAACCGUCAUGUUCAACAAACGGGUAAAGAAAAUGAAGUGUUGUUGGAUGAAAAUAUGAUUGAGUAUAUUUAUGAAUCACCAGUAUUUGUUAAAGAGCAACUGAAGAAGUUGUUACGAGGAUGUUUGUUUAAUGACACUAGUUUCUUAUCGGCUAUGGAUGUUAUGGAUUAUAGUUUAGUGAUUGGAAUUGAUGAUGAGCUGAAGAAGUUGUAUAUAGGUAUCAUUGAUUGGUUAAGAGCUUUUACUUGGGAUAAGAAGGUGGAAAAUUGGGUCAAGGGAAACAACUUGAUUGGGGGUAAUAAAAAGGGUAAAGAUCCGACUGUUGUUACACCAAAACAAUACCGAAUUAGAUUUAGAGAAGCAAUGGAGCGAUACAUCUUGGAAGUGCCUGAUAUAUGGUAUGAGGGCACUAAAUAG